Saxophila tyrrhenica is the source of this 1146-nucleotide messenger RNA. RefSeq names its product TFIIH/NER complex subunit (gene TFB3). NCBI's taxonomy places the organism in Eukaryota, Fungi, Ascomycota, Dothideomycetes, Mycosphaerellales, Extremaceae. The coding region runs from base 1 to 1146 and encodes 381 amino acids. Gene Ontology annotation, biological process: nucleotide-excision repair; positive regulation of cyclin-dependent protein serine/threonine kinase activity; regulation of transcription by RNA polymerase II. Gene Ontology annotation, molecular function: cyclin-dependent protein serine/threonine kinase activator activity. The transcript is spliced from 2 exons. Gene Ontology annotation, cellular component: transcription factor TFIIH holo complex. The record is from RefSeq and is a predicted model, not a curated record.
AUGUCUCGACAAGCCCAGUCGCGACCCCAGCCCACCACCCGACGACCAGCAGACAGUGAAGGGCAAGAUGAGAUCUGCCCAGUCUGCAAGUCCUCCCGCUACCUAACACCCACCCUCCGCUUCCUCAUCAACCCGGAAUGCUACCACAAAUUCUGCGAAUCCUGCGUCGACCGCAUCUUCUCCCACGGCCCCGCCCCAUGCCCCAUCCCCGGCUGCCACAAAACCCUCCGCAAGCACAAGUUCCGCACCCCGACCUUCAGCGACCUGCAAGUCGAGCGCGAAGUCGACAUCCGGAAGAAAGUGGGCGCGGUCUUCAACCGGCGGGAGGAGGAGUUUGAGGAUCUCCGGGCGUACAACGAUUACUUGAAUGAGGUGGAGGAUAUUACGUUCAACCUGAUUAAUAAGCUUGAGGUUGAGGAGACGGAGAAGAGGUUCAAGGCGUAUCAGCGCGCGCAUGAGCGGGAGAUUACGGAGAAUGCUUCGUUGGCGGAGCAGGAGCGGGCGAGCUUCGCUGCGCUGCAGAAGGAAGAGCGGGAGCAGGCGAGGUCGAGACGGGAGGCUGCUCGGCGAGAGGAUGCGGAGGAGAAGAGGCAGUUAGAGGAGAAUCGACGUGAUGUGCUGAACCGUUUGGCGUCCGGGCAGGAUGCGGAGAGUGUUGCGAAGGCCGGGCAGCAGGUGCAUUUGAAGAAGCGGAUGGAUCGGGCGGCGGCUGCAGAGAGGCAGAGGCAGUUGCAGGCGGCGUCUGCGUCGAAUGGGAGUGGGAAUGUGGUGAUCAAGGGCCUAAGAGCGAAGCAGAAGCAAGAGCCCGAGGCGUCUGUGGAUCCGUUUGGAGGGUUGAGCUUCGAGGGGAGGAAGUACUAUGCUCUGCAAGACGAUUACGUUUGGGCCGGUGUGCAAGAAACCAAGGCAGAUGUCUUGAUCGGAGCUGGAGGGUAUGAUGUUGGAGCGUUCACGGGCCGGGCGCUUUGCGAAGCUUUCGCGGGCUUGGGCGUGUUCGUCGGUGACGAGAUGGAUGAGCGCGACAGAGAGAAGAUGGGCAAGGAGAACGACGAGAUGGCUACCAAAGGGGCUGAAGUUGCUGCCACGAAAGGCGGGAAUGCCGCGAAAGGCAAGGUGAAAGACGUGAAGAUGGAAGAUCCGUUUUGA